Molecule: messenger RNA, 950 nt
Organism: Tilletiaria anomala UBC 951
Lineage: Eukaryota; Fungi; Basidiomycota; Exobasidiomycetes; Georgefischeriales; Tilletiariaceae
Exons: 1
Coding region: 129-803 (224 amino acids)
Source: RefSeq, a predicted model, not a curated record
ACUGAUGAUGCGUUAAGUUUGACCUCGGUUCUAGACAGAGGCGUGCACAAAGCGGGUACUCUAGCCUCGAAGCCGCACAGUGCGACCUGUAAUAGAAGAAAGAGAGUGUGAGAUGUGGGAAGCCUAGCAUGGCCUCAUUGGAAUUACAACGUCAGAGGAGGACCCUUCUUCCACCCCCAAGCAACCAUUUUCCUCUCAUCAUCAGUCAUCCCUCAUCGCUUCAUCCUCGCAAUAAUGUUUCGAUUUCGAAUUCGUCGCCCUGCAAAGCAAACUCUCAAGCCACAGAGCUGUCGUCCCGCCGCCCGUCCGCUGCGGGCAGGGCGCAGCAGGCAGAGGGCUGCUUUAUGGUCAGACUUCGGACUCUCCGAGAUUCAACAUGCUGCGACGUGGGGCUAAUUCGAAUACACAUCCAAAUCUGCAAAGUGCAAUCGACUGUGUUCAUGCUUUCUUCGCAUAGUUUUGCUCGGAUGGCGAUACCUUGUCGUUUCGGCUCCCUAUCGAGUUCAAUGUUCAAGACUACAAGCGCAUUGAGUACAGGGCAAAACCAAAGCCGCUUGUCGAUAAACAAAGUGCGGAGAGUCACACCUGGGGAAGCUGAGGCGCCCUUCCGAAAACGCUGUCACGGAUGGGUGAAUAACGGGGUGCAAACAGUGAUCGCUGAAGGUUCGCUCGAUGGAAUGCAUGGCCUAAUUACAGUUGUCAGCUGCCUUCUCAAAACGCACUUAGCGCUGAAAGAAGCUCAUGUGAGGACUUUUGCCCCACUCAUUCGCGCCUGGCCUCCCAAGGACUCUGCGCGCUCAUGACGUCCUACUGCGCAGCCACAUGUUGGAGAACAUUUCGUAUCGCAGCGUUCCUUUUGCGAGGAUCGAGUUGUAUAUCGCAAGUUCGGCCGGGAUGAGUCGGCCAGGUGUUUGAUCCUUGCCCCUUGGUAGGGAGGGCGCCCAGAUGGC